UAUGGGAGACGAAACCAAGCAGCUCAGGAUGCUGAACGAGAUCACAAGUGCAGACACAAUCUCGUGCUUCUUCGUAAGUGCCUUCCCACAGCAGCUCACCAUGAAAAUGCUGAAUCGCCCAGUGUUGCCAUUUACAUCAAAGAUGAAAGCAGAAAUGUUUAUUAUGAAUUAAAUGAUGUAAGGAACAUUCAAGACAGAUCACUCCUCAAAGUGUACAACAAGGAUCCUGCACAUGCAUUUAAUCACACACCAAAAACUAUGAAUGGAGACCUGAGGAUGCAGAGAGAACUUGUUUAUGCAAGAGGAGAUGGCCCUGGGGCCUCUCGCCCUGGAUCUACUGCUCAUCCACCCCAUGCAAUUCCAAAUUCCCCACCGUCUACUCCGGUGCCCCAUUCCAUGCCCCCCUCCCCGUCCAGAAUUCCUUAUGGGGGUACCCGCUCCAUGGUUGUUCCUGGCAAUGCCACCAUCCCCAGGGACAGAAUCUCCAGCCUGCCAGUCUCCAGACCCAUCUCUCCAAGCCCAAGCGCCAUUUUAGAAAGAAGAGAUGUCAAGCCGGAUGAAGACAUGAGUGGCAAAAACAUCGCAAUGUACAGAAAUGAGGGUUUCUAUGCUGAUCCUUACCUUUAUCACGAGGGACGGAUGAGCAUAGCCUCGUCCCAUGGUGGACACCCACUGGAUGUCCCUGACCACAUCAUUGCAUAUCACCGCACCGCCAUCCGGUCAGCGAGUGCUUAUUGUAACCCUUCAAUGCAAGCAGAAAUGCAUAUGGAACAAUCACUGUACAGACAGAAAUCAAGGAAAUAUCCAGAUAGCCAUUUGCCUACACUGGGCUCCAAAACGCCCCCUGCCUCUCCUCACAGAGUCAGUGACCUGAGGAUGAUAGACAUGCAUGCUCACUAUAAUGCCCACGGGCCACCUCACACCAUGCAGCCAGACCGGGCCUCACCGAGCCGCCAGGCCUUUAAAAAGGAGCCAGGCACCUUGGUGUAUAUAGAAAAGCCACGGAGCACUGCAGGAUUAUCCAGCCUUGUGGACCUUGGCCCUCCUCUGGUGGAGAAGCAAGUUUUUGCUUACAGCACGGCAACGAUACCCAAAGACAGAGAGACCAGAGAGAGGAUGCAAGCCAUGGAGAAACAGAUUGCCAGUUUAACUGGCCUCGUUCAGUCUGCACUUUUUAAAGGGCCUAUUACAAGUUAUAGCAAAGAUACAUCUAGCGAGAAAAUGAUGAAAACCACAGCCAACAGGAACCACACAGAUAGUGCAGGAACUCCCCAUGUGUCUGGUGGGAAGACGCUCAGUGCUCUGGAGUCCACAGUGCCUCCCAGCCAGCCUCCACCUGCAGGCACCUCGGUCAUCCACAUGAGCCUGCUGGAGAUGAGGCGGAGCGUGGCGGAACUCAGGCUCCAGCUCCAGCAGAUGCGGCAGCUCCAGCUGCAGAACCAGGAACUGCUGAGGGCGAUGAUGAAGAAGGCCGAGCUGGAAAUCAGUGGCAAAGUGAUAGAAACAAUGAAGAGACUGGAGGAUCCUGUGCAGCGACAGCGCGUCCUGGUGGAGCAAGAGAGACAAAAAUAUCUUCAUGAGGAAGAGAGGAUCAUCAAGAAGUUGUGCGAGUUGGAAGACUUUGUUGAAGACUUGAAGGACUCCACGGCAGCCAGCCGAUUGGUUACUCUGAAAGACGUGGAAGACGGGGCUUUCCUCCUGCGUCAAGUGGGAGAGGCUGUAGCUACCCUGAAAGGAGAAUUUCCAACCUUACAAAACAAGAUGCGAGCCAUCCUGCGCAUAGAAGUGGAGGCCGUGCGGUUUCUGAAGGAGGAGCCACACAAGCUGGACAGUCUCCUGAAGCGUGUGCGCAGCAUGACAGACGUCCUGACCCUGCUGCGGAGACAUGUCACUGAUGGGCUCCUGAAAGGCACGGACGCAGCCCAAGCUGCACAGUACAUGGCUAUGGAAAAGGCCACGGCCGCAGAAGUCCUGAAGAGCCAGGAGGAGGCAGCCCACACCUCCAGCCAGCCCUUCCACAGCACAGGUGCCCCUGGCGAUGCGAAGUCAGAAAUGGUGCCUUUGUCCGGCAUGACGGUUCACCACGCACAGAGCUCCCCUGUGGCCAUCCAGCCCUCGCAGCACUCCGUGGCCCUGCUGAACCCUGCUCAGAACUUGCCUCACGUGGCCAGCUCCCCCGCCGUCCCCCAGGAAGUAAGCUCCACCCUGCAGACGUUGCAGGCUCCACAGUCGCCACAGACACCCAUGAAUGGGUCUGCCAUGCAGAGCUUGUUCAUUGAAGAAAUCCACAGUGUGAGUGCCAAGAACAGGGCAGUGUCUAUCGAGAAAGCAGAAAAGAAAUGGGAGGAAAAAAGGCAAAAUCUGGACCACUAUAACGGGAAAGAGUUUGAGAAGCUCCUAGAAGAAGCUCAAGCCAAUAUCAUGAAGUCAAUACCAAAUCUGGAGAUGCCACCAGCUGCAGGCCCACUGCCAAGGGGAGAUGCCCCAGUGGACAAGCUGGAACUUUCAGAAGAUUCUCCAAAUUCAGAACAGGACUCGGAAAAGCUGGGGGGAAAGUCGCCCCCUCCUCCUCCCCCACCUCCUCGUCGAAGCUACCUGCCAGGAUCGGGACUCACCACCACGAGGUCAGGCGAUGUGGUCUACACCGGCAGAAAGGAGAACAUCACCGCUAAGGCAAGCAGUGAAGAUGCUGGACCAAGCCCACACACCAGAGCCACAAAAUGUCCAGCAGAGGAGCCUGCUUCAGCCUGGACCCCAUCCCCACCCCCUGUCACUACCUCCUCCUCAAAGGAUGAGGAGGAAGAAGAAGAAGAAGGAGAAAAAAUAAUGGCAGAACUCCAGGCAUUCCAGAAGUGUUCCUUUAUGGACGUAAAUUCAAACAGUCAUGCCGAGCCAUCCCGGGCUGACAGUCACGUUAAAGACACUAGGUCGGGCGCCACGGUGCCACCCAAGGAGAAGAAGAAUUUGGAAUUUUUCCAUGAAGAUGUACGGAAAUCUGAUGUUGAAUGUGAAAAUGGCCCCCAAAUGGAAUUCCGAAAGGUUACCACAGGGGUUCUAAGACCUAGUGACCCUCCUAAGUGGGAAAGAGGAAUGGAGAAUAGUAUUUCUGAUGCAUCAAGAACAUCAGAAUAUAAAACUGAGAUCGUAAUGAAGGAAAAUUCCAUAUCCAAUAUGAGUUUACUCAGAGACAGUAGAAACUAUUCCCAAAAAACUGUACCUAAGGUCAAUUUCAGCUUCUCUGGCGUUAGUUCAUUAGAAGAUGAAAUAAGCAAAGGGUCUAAAGUCUCAGGCCCCCAAUACUCUAUAGCUGACACCGAGAACCAGAAGCUGAAUUAUGGAAAGACAAAGGAGAUGGAAAAGCAAAAUACGGAUAAGUGUCACAUUUCCUCUCCUAGUAGAGUAACAGAAUCGAGUGUGCAUGAUUUGAAAACAGAAGAUCAAGAGGUUAUCAUGACAGAUUUUGGCCAAGUUGUUCUAAGACCCAAGGGGGCAAGGCAUGCUAAUGUGACCCCUAAUGAAGACGGAGAAUCCAGUCCAAGUUCUCCCACUGAAGAAAAUGCAACCACUGACAACAUUGCCUUCAUGAUUACCAAAACCACUGUCCAGGUUCUUUCCAGUGGGGAGGUGCAUGAUAUUGUUAGCCAAAAGGGAGAAGACAUACAGACGGUUAAUAUCGAUGCCAGAAAAGAGAUGGCCCCCCGACAAGAAGGGACUGACAGUGAGGAGCCUGUUGUGUGCCUGGACAAGAAACCAGUGAUCAUCAUUUUCGAUGAGCCCAUGGACAUCCGGUCUGCAUAUAAGAGACUUUCAACUAUCUUUGAGGAGUGUGAUGAGGAAUUAGAGAGAAUGAUGAUGGAAGAAAAGAUAGAGGAGGAGGAAGAGGAGGAAAAUGGAGAUUCUGUAGUCCAGAAUAAUACCACUUCCCAGAUGUCUCAUAAGAAGGUGGCCCCGGGCAAUCUUAGAACAGGACAACAGGUGGAAACAAAGUCACAGCCACACUCUCUGGCAACAGAGACCAGAAUCCCAGGGGGACAGGAAAUGAACAGAAUGGAGCUGGAUAAGUUCAGCCACGUGGAUUCUCCACAUUCGGAAUGCAAGGGUGACGACCUGACUGAUGACCAGUUUGAAAGCCCCAAGAAAAAGUUUAAAUUCAAAUUCCCUAAGAAGCAACUCGCCGCUCUCACUCAAGCCAUUCGCACGGGAACUAAAACAGGGAAGAAGACUUUGCAAGUGGUAGUCUACGAAGAAGAGGAAGAGGACGGCACCCUGAAACAACACAAAGAAGCCAAGCGCUUCGAAAUCACUAGGUCUCAACCUGAAGACACCCCUGAAAACACGCUGAGGAGGGAAGAGCAGUCCAGCAUCGAGAGCACGUCUCCGAUUUCAAGAACUGAUGAAAUUAGAAAAAACACCUACAGAACAUUGGAUAGCCUGGAGCAGACCAUCAAACAGCUCGAAAAUACAAUCAGUGAAAUGAGUCCCAAAGCCCUAGUUGAUACCUCAAGUUCUUCCAACAGAGAUUCUGUUGCAAGUUCAUCCCACAUAGCCCAGGAGGCCUCUCCCCGACCCUUGCUAGUUCCAGAUGAAGGCCCCACUGCCCUAGAGCCCCCUACGUCGAUACCUUCAACUUCACGUAAGGGCUCCAGCGGGGCCCCACAGACGAGCAGGAUGCCUGUCCCCAUGAGUGCCAAGAACAGACCCGGAACCCUGGACAAACCUGGCAAGCAGUCCAAACUGCAGGAUCCCCGCCAAUAUCGUCAGGCUAAUGGAAGUGCUAAGAAAUCUGGUGGGGACUUUAAGCCUACUUCCCCCUCCUUACCUGCUUCUAAGAUUCCAGCCCUUUCUCCCAGCUCUGGGAAAAGCAGUUCUCUGCCCUCUUCUAGUGGUGACAGCUCUAACCUCCCUAAUCCACCUGCUACUAAACCAUCGAUUGCUUCUAACCCUCUCAGCCCCCAAACAGGACCACCUGCUCACUCUGCCUCCCUUAUCCCUUCUGUCUCUAAUGGCUCUUUGAAGUUUCAGAGCCUUACUCAUACAGGUAAAGGUCACCAUCUUUCAUUCUCACCGCAGAGUCAAAAUGGCCGAGCACCCCCUCCUUUGUCAUUCUCCUCCUCCUCUCCUUCCCCCGCCUCCUCCGUCUCACUGAAUCAAGGUGCCAAGGGCACCAGGACCAUCCAUACUCCCAGCCUCACCAGCUACAAGGCACAGAACGGAAGUUCAAGCAAAGCCACUCCAUCCACAGCAAAAGAAACCUCUUAAAGGUCAAAUCCUAUCAGGCACAAGUCGAAGUUACAUUUAAAAAAAAAAAAAAAUUAACAGUCUACAACAACUGUUUUCACAAGAGAAUGUAACAUAUUGCUGUAUCGUUUGAGGCUUAAUGCUAAGUAUGUGCUAAAUACUGGAUUAAUAGAUUUCAGUAAAGCUCGUUUGGUUUUUGUUUUUUUUUUUUUUUUUUUGGUUUUGUUUUUACUUAGUUGCUAUAGUGUCUACCAUCUAUACUCAAUAUCUAUAAAAUGCAGUAAGCAUGUGUUACAAAACGAGGUUCUGGUGAGAGAGAAAGGUGCGUGUGAGACGGGAGAAUUGUCUUAAGCAUAUAAAACAUGUAUGAUUCCAGAAUUUUAGUAUGUUUUGUAUAAAACUAUUUUUCAUUACGGAGACUAGAAGUGAACAGAGAAUUACACAAGUGUGACUAUACAAAUUGUAAAAGAUACUAUAAUAUUUCCUUUUAUUUUAGUGUUAUUUAGCUUUAUUACAGAUUUCUAUUUUUGUCAAAACUUCAUGGUUCCUUUCAAGAUCUUUUUUGCCAAAACAUUUUGAUACUAUAGCAUUGUACAUUUGAAAGUAGUGUGCUAGACUAUAAAACCAAUGAACUUCUACCUGAGCCCUACAGACAGGCAUAUGUAGAAGGCAAUUUAUCAAACCUAUUGCACUGCCAUGAAAAGUAUAUAUAAUAAUUUGCUAGCCCAAGCAAGCUAGUUUUCUUUGCUUGCUUCUUUUCUUUCUUUUUUCCUUCCUUUUUUUUUUUUUUUUUUCUUUUUUCUUUUUUAACAUGUUGAGGUUCUCCAGUUGUUUUCUUUGGAAUAUCUAACCCCUUCUUUUGUUUUCUGAGACCUGGUAACCAACGCUCUUGCAUUGUGGAUUUUAAAAUGUACACUCUGUACGGUUCUGUAAACCGAAAAACUUUUGUAAAUAUAUAAAUAUACAUAGACAUUAAAAUACUGUAUGUGACAGCACAUAGAGUAGUUUUCCCACACCAAAGUUAAUUUUUAUGCAUGCUUUAAAAGUAUAUAUUGGGAUGGGCAGAAAUGGAAGUAUCCAUACAUUUUUAAAAAGCAACAAGUUUGCACAGCUAGAGUGUUUGUAAAUAAAUGUAUUUGUAUAACACAGCCAUGUAAUAUACAGAACUAUAAGCAGAGACUUUGCAAAACUAAAUAAAGGGCUGCAUGCUUAUUAUUUUUUGUACCUUGUCACUAUAACUACUUCCUAGUCAAAGAACGAAAUGUAACUGUUACCAAGUUUAAUGUUUUUCUGCUUUGAGGCUUUUUUGAGGGAUAUAACCACAUCCACUCAAGAGGACACUACUUUUCUGAAAGCUCUGGGGUGACUAAUGAUGAGUUCCUAAUAAAUUAAUUGCAAGUGUGGUGCCUUGGAUGUGACCUGUUGGCUCUCUCUCUCUCCUCUGUGGCUUAUCAAGGUGUGGAUGACAGAAAGCAAACCUGGACACAGAGUUUCUACCCUCCGUUCCUGGAGGGGCUCUUAUUAUUUUCUCUCUUUUGCAAAAACUUCCAGCAGGAGUAAAGUGGAAAUAAAACGACUUUAUCACUUG
This is a messenger RNA of Chlorocebus sabaeus (green monkey), 6826 nucleotides long. Its product is annotated as KIAA1217 ortholog. Gene Ontology annotation, cellular component: cytoplasm. The record is from RefSeq and is a predicted model, not a curated record. NCBI's taxonomy places the organism in Eukaryota, Metazoa, Chordata, Mammalia, Primates, Cercopithecidae.